AUGUUCGGCAAGAUUUUCGGGAAGCCGAAGGAGCAGCCGACAGUCCGGGCGUCCCUUGACAAGUUGUCGGAGACGCGUGAAAUGCUGGAGAAGAAACUCAAGGUCCUCGAGAAGAGAGUCGCUUUGGAGCUGCAAAAGGCCCAGGAAUUUUCGAAACAGAAGAACAAGCGAGCCGCCAUCCAGUGCCUGAAGAAGAAGAAGCUGUAUGAGAAUCAAAUCGAUGCGCUCAACAACUAUAUCUUCCGCCUGCAAGACCAGGAGGUGAAUCUGGAGGGUGCAAGUGUCACUGUGGAGAUGAUGAGUGCAAUGAAGGAGUCGGCGCAGGCCAUCCAAGGCGUGCAGAAGAAGAUGAACAUUGACGAUGUGGACAAGACAUUGGAUGAGAUCAACGAGCAGUCGGAGAACAUGAAGCAGAUCCAGGACGCCCUCUCACAACCUGUGGGCAUCGCCGCCGAUCUUGACGAGGACGAGCUUAUGGCGGAGUUGGAGGAGCUGGAGGCACUGGAGUUGGACGAGCAACUGCUGCAACCAGCUGCUGCUGUGCCCACACAGCCGCUGCCUUCCGUGCCCAAGAAGGCUCCGGCUCAAAAGGCACCUACCGAAGAGGAGGACGAACUGGAGAAGAUGCGUGCGGAAAUGGCCAUGUGA
This is a messenger RNA of Closterium sp. Naga37s-1, 648 nucleotides long. The record is from the annotation of a GenBank genome assembly. NCBI's taxonomy places the organism in Eukaryota, Viridiplantae, Streptophyta, Zygnematophyceae, Desmidiales, Closteriaceae.